Molecule: messenger RNA, 216 nt
Organism: Geodia barretti
Lineage: Eukaryota; Metazoa; Porifera; Demospongiae; Tetractinellida; Geodiidae
Source: the annotation of a GenBank genome assembly
UUAUCAAUAGUAACAGAUUCACUUUGAGUCAAAGGGAUGAUACUACUACUCGUCUCUAACGUGAUGGGCGGCAUCGUAGAAGCAAGGGAAGUGAUAGUUUCUUCUCUGCUGGACAUGGAUGGUGGUAGAAGCUAUGAUACAAUUUUGCACAACGCGUAAAAACCUGAAGAUACAUGUAGUGCUUCGGACUUACUACCACUUGCUAUAAGAGUGGUU